Molecule: messenger RNA, 1983 nt
Organism: Salvelinus namaycush (lake trout)
Lineage: Eukaryota; Metazoa; Chordata; Actinopteri; Salmoniformes; Salmonidae
Product: suppressor of tumorigenicity 14 protein-like
Exons: 4
Biological process (GO): proteolysis
Molecular function (GO): serine-type endopeptidase activity
Source: RefSeq, a predicted model, not a curated record
AAUGCUGAUUGUGUUUUUUCAGAUUGUGGGCGGAGCCUGUUUAAAACUAGCCGUAUCGUGGGUGGCCAGGACGCAGAGGAAGGGGAGUUCCCGUGGCAGGUCAGCCUCCACAUUAAGAACGCCGGUCACGUGUGUGGCGCUUCCAUCAUCAGCCAACGCUGGCUGGUUACUGCUGCUCACUGUGUACAGGAUGACGCCAAGACCAGGUACUCCCAGCCAGGUGUAUGGGAGGCGUACCUAGGCCUUCACGUCCAGAAGCAGAACAGUAAGAACGUUCAGAAGAGGAACCUGCGUCAGGUGAUCCCCCACCCGUACUACAAUGCCUACACCUUCGACAACGACAUCGCUCUGAUGGAGCUCGACAGCCCUGUGGCCUUCUCUGAUUACAUCAGACCCAUCUGUCUGCCCUCGCCACAACACACCUUCCCCCAGGGGAACUCUGUCUGGAUCACAGGUUGGGGCGCCACACGAGAGGGAGGCUCUGGUGCAUCCAUCCUGCAGAAGGCCCAGGUCCGUAUCAUCAACAGUACGGUGUGUAACCGCCUGAUGGGAGGACAGAUCACCUCCAGGAUGACGUGUGCUGGGGUGCUGACUGGAGGAGUGGACGCCUGCCAGGGGGAUUCUGGCGGGCCUCUGUCCAGUCCUGGUACGAGUCGUAUGUUCCUGGCUGGAGUGGUGAGUUGGGGUGACGGCUGUGCCCGUAGGGACAAGCCUGGAAUCUACAGCACCGUCACCAAGUUCAGGGGCUGGAUCAAGGAGAAGACCGGCGUUUAAACAGGAAACGGGGGGAGACGACGAGUGCUUCCGACAGAUGAACACGCCAGUACAGAUUACUGGUUCGCCGGGACCUCGACCCUCUGCUCCCUUCCAUUAUCCAGGAGUGAUGAACUAUUUUCCACGUUUUGAUUUCAGGCCUCAAAAUGCACUCCCCUUUUCAUAUCGAUGGACUAUGGACCGUUGGUUGGUUUCCUCUGUAGAAAGGCAGAUGCCUUUAAUGUCUAAAUGUGUAUUUUAAUGACUGGUGUCUAAAUGUGUAUUUUUAUAUGAGGAGGAAUAGGUGGUUUUUGGGGGGGAAAGUGUUUUUAAGAAUUGUAAAUAAUGUCAAAUUUUGUGCGUUUUAAAAAAUAUAUAUUCUUUUUUUAGAUAUAUUAGUUUUGCCAUUUGCAAUCAGUCAUUUGGAUUGGAUUGGACACAACAUUUUCUGGUAUAUUUUGCAGGUAGGAUUUAGGCCAUUUGUAACAAAUAACUCUGUAGAAACACUGUUACGUCCAUAAGGAGACUGUGUGUUCCAUUGCUUGUUUUGUCAUUGGAUUUGAAUCAUUUCCCCGUAGCUUUGUUUUCUCUUACGCCAUCUUUCAGAACCGUCUCUUAAAUGUGAAUUCAGACUCUUUUACUUGUUGUCCUUGUACUCAUCAUGAGGAGGGGGGGGGGGGGGGGGGUUGCAAUUCCAAAUGGAGCCAUAUUCCCUAUGAAGUGCACUACUUUUGACCAGGAUCCAUACGGGUUCUGUUUUUAAAGGUAGUACACUAUGUAGGGAAUCGGGUGCUAGUUGAGACGCAGGCCUACUGAAGGGCUCAAACAGACAGUGACCCCAGCUCCAUCCUAUCUACUAUGGUUUGGUAUUUGACACAAUAGUUUGUUGAAAUACCAGGAAGUCCUGAUGCGACAUAAUGAUGAAUAUUUUUUUUUUUUUUUUUUUUUUAAAUGUGAUUUAUUCCUGAUGGUCUUUUUUUUCUUCCAACUUUUAUUUCUCAUCAGGGAUUGUAUUUAAUUUGUGUCCAAACGUAAACGCUUUUAUAACAGAAUAAAGCUUCGUUAGAGAUUGUCUGUAGGUUAGCAUUGUGCAUAUAAACAACUUUUGAGGACAUACAAAUUAUCGAAUUUAACUUAGAAAUAAAACAAUAUUCAGCAUUUAUCAAAUCAACCACUUACUGUAAUUUUGUUUUUAUAUAAGUGUUUGGAAAAAUAAAUAUGAACAACAAA